CCAAUUUGCUCCUUGCCUGACACGGCCUUUAACUUCCCAAAACGCGUUAUAGGAAGAAGACGCGUGAAGUGAGGGUGAAGGCUAUUGCUCUGUCUCUCUGUUCCCUUCCCUUCCAAUGGACGACGAAACGCGUCGGAUCUUCAACAAGUUCGACAUUAACGGCGACGGUAAGAUCUCCAGCUCUGAGCUCAAGAAGAUGCUGCAUACACUCGACUCCAAAACGACGUCGAAAGAGAUCAAGCGCAUCAUGGCCGAGCUCGACAAGAACGGCGACGGCUACAUUGAUCUCAACGAGUUCGCCGACUUCCAUCGUUCUGGAGGAGAAAAGCUCGCCGACUCGAGGGAGCUCCGUGACGCCUUUGAUCUGUACGACUUGGACAAGAACGGACUGAUCUCGGUCUCUGAGUUGCAUGCGGUGCUGCGCAAGUUAGGGGAGAAGAGAUCCUUGAGCGACUGCCGGAAAAUUAUCAGUUCCGUCGACACCGACGGCGAUGGCAACGUCAAUUUCGAGGAGUUCAAGAGGAUGAUGACUCGCGCCUAGAACCAAAUAUACCUCGAAUUGAACGGUAGGUGAAUAUGCUUGAAGGAUGAUUGUGGAGACUGUCUGCAGUAUUUACAUGCAAUCAUGCAAUAUUAUGGAUUGUAUUCUCUGCAAUCGUUUCGUGUGUUAGAUUAAUGUUCUACUAUUAGCGAAUGAUCAAUUAAUUGUAUGCAAAACUUUCUUUAACGUCACUGAUCAUAUGCAAUAUCUCGUCGUCUUGUAUAA
Molecule: messenger RNA, 766 nt
Organism: Prosopis cineraria
Lineage: Eukaryota; Viridiplantae; Streptophyta; Magnoliopsida; Fabales; Fabaceae
Product: probable calcium-binding protein CML27
Exons: 1
Coding region: 116-541 (141 amino acids)
Molecular function (GO): calcium ion binding
Source: RefSeq, a predicted model, not a curated record